CAUCCGAGAUGGAGCUGGGUAUAAAGGCUUGGGUCUCGCAGAUGAAACCUCAGUUGCAGGGUAGUUGUGAUAGUGUUGCAGAGCUCUCCCUUGACCAAGUCGUUCCAGGCAGCCAUGGCAUCUUUCAAGGAGACCGUCGACCGCGCACGCGCCGCCUUCCAAACGGGGCGCACGCGGUCCGUAGAGUUCCGCAAGCAGCAGCUGCUCCAACUCAAGAAGAUGUACGAGGAGAACCGCCAGACGUUCCUCGACGCCGUUCACUCCGAUCUGAGGAAGCCGAAGCUCGAAGCCACCUUGUUCGAAACCGGCUUCGCUGAGAAGGACCUCGACUUCCUCCUGACGCGCGUGGAGGACUGCCUGAAGCCCCAGGAGGUCGCCCCGGUCGUGCCCCAGGACAAGUGCUUCAUCUACAAGGAUCCUUAUGGCGUCGUCCUCGUCAUGGGGGCGUGGAACUACCCGCUGCAGCUCAGUCUCAUUCCUGCGGCAGGUGCCAUCGCUGCAGGUAACACAGUGGUAAUUAAGCCUUCCGAGGUCGCCCCCGCCACCGCCGCCGCCAUCGCCAAGCUCGUGCCUCAGUACCUGGAUAAGGAAUGUUUCCACGUCGUGUGUGGCGGCGUUGCAGAGACCACGGAGCUCCUGAAGCAGAGGUUCGACUACAUCUUCUACACCGGGUCCACGGGCGUCGGCAAGAUCGUUAGGGAUGCGGCCAACAAGUUCCUCACGCCCACAACCCUGGAAUUGGGCGGGAAGUGCCCCUGCUACGUGGACCAAACGGCGGACCUCGACAUCGCCACUCGGAGGAUCCUUUGGGGCAAGCUCUUCAACCUCGGCCAGACCUGCAUCGCCCCGGACUACAUCAUGUGCCCCAAAGCCGUCGAGGGGGAGAUCGUCGCCAAGGCCAAGCAGAUCCUCAAGGAGUGGUACGGAGACAGCCUCGAGAAGAACCCCGACUUGUGCCGAAUCGUGGCCGAGAGACACGUCGACCGCCUGGCAGGGUACCUCAGCAGCGGGAAGGUCGUCCUCGGAGGCAAAUACGACAAGAAGACCAAGUGGGUCGAGCCAACGAUCCUGGUGGACGUCAAGGAGGACAGCAAGGUGAUGCAGGACGAGGUCUUCGGGCCUAUCCUUCCUAUCCUGAACUAUGAGAACUACCAGGAUGCGAUCAACUUCAUUAACAAGAGAGAGAAGCCCCUCGCCAUGUACGUGUUCUCGAAGCAGCAGAACGUAGCCGACGCCUUCCUCAGCCAAGUGUCUUCUGGGGGCGCCACCAUCAAUGACACUCUCCACCACGCUGCCAACCCCAACCUCCCCUUCGGCGGCGUCGGACACAGCGGGAUGGGCGCCUACCACGGGGAUUACACCAUCGACACUUUCCUGCACAAGAAGUCCGUCCUCAUUAGGGAUUUCGACUCUGCGGCUGACAAGAUGCUGGCAGUCCGCUAUCCUCCUUACAAUGAUGAGAAGCUGAAGAUUCUCAGCGCAUAAGGAGACUCCACAUGACCUCCACUUUCUAAUCUUCCACCUUUUUCUCUUCCACUUCUUACUCGUUCAGUGUCUUCUCUUGAUUUUUUCUUCUUUUUCACCGUCUUCUCUUUCAUUUUACCUUCUCCCCCACUUUCUUCUUUUUCCUUUUUUUCUUUUUUCCACUUCCACCUCGUUCAAUGUCUCCUCCACUCUCUCCCUUUCCACUUUUAUUCAAAUUCCCUCCCAUUUUCUUCCGCCUCCGUUCAUUUCUUCGCACUUUCUUCCACUUAUUUUCCACUUAUCCAUUUCUCCCACUUUCUUCCAAGGCGAACCGUUGAUAUCCUUGAUCUAAAGAAAAUGAAUAAAGUAUCUUUAAUUGUUAA
Molecule: messenger RNA, 1847 nt
Organism: Penaeus vannamei (Pacific white shrimp)
Lineage: Eukaryota; Metazoa; Arthropoda; Malacostraca; Decapoda; Penaeidae
Gene: Aldh-III
Product: Aldehyde dehydrogenase type III
Biological process (GO): aldehyde metabolic process
Cellular component (GO): cytoplasm
Molecular function (GO): aldehyde dehydrogenase (NAD+) activity
Source: RefSeq, a predicted model, not a curated record